Molecule: messenger RNA, 1341 nt
Organism: Plasmopara halstedii
Lineage: Eukaryota; Oomycota; Peronosporomycetes; Peronosporales; Peronosporaceae
Product: Serine/threonine-/dual specificity protein kinase, catalytic domain
Exons: 6
Coding region: 1-1341 (446 amino acids)
Biological process (GO): protein phosphorylation
Molecular function (GO): protein kinase activity; ATP binding
Source: RefSeq, a predicted model, not a curated record
AUGAAGCAAGAUAUUAACAGUGAGUCAUAUUCGCUCCCAUUGGGGACUAAUCCAAUUGCUAUGGGUCGACUUGGAUGCAUUUAUAAUUCACUUAACAAGACAACCGGCCAAAUGCAUGCUGUAGAAUGCAUGAAUGUAAAUGACACUGUAGCUGAACUUAGCGAAAGUAGCUCUCGUGUGCAUACUAUUCAGCAACUUUUAGAAGCUGAGCUGCAGCGUUGCAGCAUCAUAUCGAACACAGAUAGAGGAAAACAUGUCUUUUGCUACAACUCUGUGGAAAGCAGUCAAGCACGGAUCUGCCUCCACGCCACUUCAUCCGUUAUUGGCAGCCUUGCCAGUCUUCAAAAGGACUUUAAUCGCCUGCAUCCUUUGGCAAUUAAACAAUAUGUAUAUUAUAUUGUGUGCGGACUUUAUGCACUUCAUCAGGCGGGAUUUACAUGCGGUGGUGUACGUAACUUCUUUGUUGUACUGCAUCCACUUGAGAGGUCGCUUCUGUCCCUCUCGAGAUUCUUACUUUUGUGUGGAGGAAAUGUGGUCAAAAUUGCUGCAUGGUUUCCAUCUGCUCGAGUAUUAAAUUCUCUUCAAUCAAAAGAAUUCCUUCCAAUUCGUCGCUCUAGCAUUAAAAUGCAGUUUACGAAUGAUGAUCGGGCUCAAGACGUGCGAAGCGUGGCAUUUGUCAUGGCAGAAAUGCUCACUGGACUUCGUAUUCGUGGAAGUCUGAUGGAAAAGAGUCGCUUGCUUGACGAAAUUGUCACAGGCUCACCAGAAUAUGAGUUCUUAAGAGACUUGCUAGCAUUGAAACCUCUCCAAGAAUUAAUGAAACAUUCGUACUUUUCGACGGUCAAUCCAACGCAGAGUUUGGCUUCUGACGCAACGCAUGGGCAGCAGCAGAUUGUCGAGACAUUUUUAAGUCAGGAACUGAACAAAUGCCAGCUAAUGGAACAAGAAUACCGAGAAGAAAUUCGAGCUUGGGGCGUCCAAUUUGAAAAAAGGUAUAUGAAAAAGCCUGAGUCCAUCGACUGCCCAGCUAAUAUUAUACGCCUAAAUGGACGGCUUCAAGCCUUGAAAGCGCGAAUAAAAGAACUGAACGACCGCCUCACCACAUCCCAUCCUGGCGUCAAUCAACUGUUUGGCGUCAAUCAACUGUUUGAAAUCAAACAGCCUUUAGCAAAUGAAGCUGCCAAUCAGAUCAUACACACGCAUCAAGACAUUCGGCCAAACCUCUUUCUAGAUGAAUUACCAGUUGGUACAGAAAAGAGUUCGGAGUCGAUUGGCCAAAGCGAAGGAACCAGAUCACCAGCACAAAAGGCGUUUUUGAACCGGUUUCAAUCUACUCAAUAA